AUGACAGGGUAAACUGUGGGCGGGCGGGCUAUUGGAAACAUCUUCACUGUGACAGGAACAGGAAGUGGUGAGCAGAGCGAGCUACCGGGUAAAUCAUGCUCCUCUUCUGUUCCUCUCUCGACACCGCCUCUACAUCAUCUCAGGCUUUCCAAAUACGUGCUCGUCCGGCUCUGCUAUGAGUUUAACUUGAGAGAAUCCUAAGAGAAGAUAACCUUCAGCCCCCCACCCCCCUACCUGGUCCAGUCUGGCACCCGCCUGAUUGAUUGGAGGUGAAAUGUCACAAAGCUGUGCUGGGACAGGGACUGCUAACGGUACCACCAAAAGGGCAGACGAACUUAAAAUUGUGGUAGUGGGAGAUGGAGGCUGUGGGAAGACAUCUCUUCUGUUGGUUUAUGCUAAAGGAGAUUUUCCUGAGAAAUAUGCACCGUCAGUGUUUGAAAAAUAUACCACCACUAUCUCUCUCGGAGGAAAAGAGAUAAAGCUCAACUUGUAUGACACAGCUGGACAGGAAGACUACGACCGACUGCGGCCGCUUUCGUACCAAGAAGCCGAUCUGAUCUUAGUUUGCUUUGAUGUCACCAACCCCACCAGCUACGAGAACGUCCUGAUUAAGUGGCACCCAGAGGUGAAGCACUUCUGUCGGGACACGCCGGUCAUCCUGAUUGGCUGCAAGACCGACCUCAGGCAGGAGGAGGAGUGCUGCAGGAAGCUCAAGGCCACGGACCAGGCUCCCAUCACUUACUCACAGGGUGAAGAGAUCCGGCAGCAGAUGAAUGCAGAGCUCUACCUCGAGUGUUCUGCAAAGCAUCAGGAGAACGUGGAAGACAUUUUCAGGGAGGCGACCAAAAGGACUUUGGCCUUCAAUCGAAAACAAAAGAACUGUAAGAGGAAGAAGAAAUGUGUAGUUUUGUGAAGAUGAACUGAUUAUUGUGGACUCUCUACUGCAAGAAGCAGCAGGUUGGUAUGAAACUCAAACGGCCUUCCGUCAACAUUAACCAUUUCAUAUUUUUGUAUAAAUAUAUAUAUAUAUAUUUUUGAUGGAAAGUUUUAUAGUUCCUACACCAGUUUCUUUCUUAAUUACAUCAGUUAGUUAUUGUCUAUUCCCAGGACAUCGAUUCAAAUGUUUGAAUCUGGUUUACAGCAAAUAAAUAACAGAUUCACGGACAGAUUAGUUCACGUUACUGUGGCUUUAACAGUCUUGAGAAAGAAAACAUUGAACAAAAUCCAUUAGUGUGUUUAUUUCCAGUGAAUGCAAACACUGAACUAGAAUCAGUGGCAGGGCGCUUUUCUUUAGCAGCGGCGCCCCCUGCUGUCAGGAAACCGGAACGUGUGCAAUAGCUGAACGCAGCGAAAUGAAUUGUAAAACGAAUACAAUUUAGGUAUUUAUUAGGUUUUGGAAAAGAAGCACGAAGGUGGAAAAACAAUUUAAUUCGGUGUUUAUUAUUAAUAUAUAUAUUUUACAACAAUGUACAGAGAAAUCGUCCCCUGUCUCUCGUUACUGAUCACACUCAGGCACCAGUUACAGUCUAGAAAUGAAUGACGACAACAUGGUUCAUCAGCUACAUCAUACAAAUGAGGAAAUCAAGUUGUUUUGUGCAUUCUGGCAGCUUUUGCAUCAAAUGUAACAUUUUGGUCUGUACCUCAACAUGUUUCAAUUUUCCCAUUAAAAGUGACUUAAAAUAUUGUGA
Molecule: messenger RNA, 1688 nt
Organism: Gasterosteus aculeatus aculeatus (three-spined stickleback)
Lineage: Eukaryota; Metazoa; Chordata; Actinopteri; Perciformes; Gasterosteidae
Gene: rhof
Product: ras homolog family member F
Biological process (GO): small GTPase-mediated signal transduction
Molecular function (GO): GTPase activity; GTP binding
Source: RefSeq, a predicted model, not a curated record